GUAAUGUCAUUGCAAUUCUUGUGGAAAAAGGAAAAGAGAAGAACAACUGGAAAACCAAAACAACAACCUACAAUUUCUCCUCUCGAAUCAAUUUCACCAAUCGGACCCAUCAUGGAGGCCAUUUCUGGAUCAUCAUCCUCUUCUUCUUCUUCUAUGGAAUUCGUUUUCUAUGAUGACUUCGAAUAUGAAUUCGUUGAAGACAUCGAACGUCUUUCCAACUGGGAGUUGCUCGAUGCUUUUGAUGCGGAUUCGGAAAUGGGCGGAAAUGGAGGCGAAGAACAAGGGGGAAAUUGCAGCGUUGACGAUAAUGUUUCACAAGAUCUUCGAGAGAUGAUUUCUCCCGUUCUCGCUGUGCCGAUUUCGCUUGUGGAGGAUCGAAUCGACUGUUCUUUGGAAGAUGCUUAUUUCCUUCACAAUCAAGCGGAAGACGGUUUUGCGUAUGGUUAUAACGAUGCGGAGGAGGAAGAUGAAGUGGAUGAUGAUGAGGAUGAGUUCGAUUUGGAUGACGAACUCGUUCCGUGGUCUGUUAGUGAUAAACUCGGACGGCAGAGGAUGAGGAAAUUGGGGAAAAGAGGUUUUACGAAGAUGUAUAAUUCGAAGAGAUCUCCGUUUUUGUUCACCAAGCCAGGAUGUGUCCGCGGUAAACAUGGACUCGGUUUGAAACACAGUUAUUAGAACAAGAACAGAUUCAAGAACUCCGCUUGCCUUAAGAAGGUAAACGACUCUAAUUCCAAUUUGGCGUAGAAGUAAAUACUAAAUAGAUGUAAUAAUUAAACCCUAAAAACUAGUAGUUUCGUUUGUUGUAAGUAGCAGCAGUACUAGUAAUAGUCCCUGUAAAUCCAAUUUGCCAGGAUGGAUUUCUGUUGAUUUACAAGGCUUGGAUUAAUGAAGAACACAUUAACUCAAAUUUCAUCUCUGUGAAAUUAAUCAAUCAGCUGUCUAUUCUCCUAACUCCUAAGUUAUGUCCUCCACGAGAAUUGUUAUGCUAA
Messenger RNA from Cucumis sativus (cucumber), 989 nucleotides. RefSeq lists its product as uncharacterized. The coding region runs from base 4 to 675 and encodes 223 amino acids. NCBI's taxonomy places the organism in Eukaryota, Viridiplantae, Streptophyta, Magnoliopsida, Cucurbitales, Cucurbitaceae. The record is from RefSeq and is a predicted model, not a curated record. The transcript has a single exon.